Messenger RNA from Notothenia coriiceps (black rockcod), 503 nucleotides. RefSeq names its product nuclear receptor coactivator 2-like. The coding region runs from base 18 to 503 and encodes 161 amino acids. The record is from RefSeq and is a predicted model, not a curated record. Gene Ontology annotation, biological process: positive regulation of transcription by RNA polymerase II; cellular response to hormone stimulus. The transcript has 4 exons. Gene Ontology annotation, cellular component: nucleus. Lineage: Eukaryota; Metazoa; Chordata; Actinopteri; Perciformes; Nototheniidae. Gene Ontology annotation, molecular function: protein dimerization activity; nuclear receptor binding.
GCUGAUAUGCAUUGAGGAUGAGUGGAGUCGGUGAAAACCCAUCUGACCCUGCCAGGGCAGAGUCACGGAAACGCAAAGAAUGUCCUGCAGAACUUCUAGGACCCAGCCCAAAGCGGAGCAACGAGAAGCGAAACCGCGAGCACGAGAACAAAUACAUCGAAGAGCUCGCCGAGCUGAUCUUCGCCAACUUCAACGACAUCGACAACUUCAACGUCAAGCCUGACAAAUGUGCAAUCCUGAAGGAGACUGUGAAGCAGAUCAGACAGAUAAAGGAGCAAGGUUUGAAGGAUGAGAAGAAGAUCCACAGCUGCCCUCAGUGCAGGCAGAGCUUCACACUGAGGCUUGUCCUGCUGAAAAACACCAUGUUAGCAGCUUUAGUGGAGGAGCUGAAGAAGACUGGACCCCCACCUGCUCCUGCUGAUCAGGAGCUGAAGAAGACUGGACCCCCACCUGCUCCUGCUGAUCAGGAGCUGAAGAUGUGGCCUGUGAUGUUAGGAAACUGA